Molecule: messenger RNA, 3806 nt
Organism: Xyrauchen texanus (razorback sucker)
Lineage: Eukaryota; Metazoa; Chordata; Actinopteri; Cypriniformes; Catostomidae
Product: ATP-dependent RNA helicase DDX42-like
Exons: 18
Coding region: 127-2835 (902 amino acids)
Molecular function (GO): nucleic acid binding; ATP binding; RNA helicase activity
Source: RefSeq, a predicted model, not a curated record
AAGACUCAAUCUCUGAGUAGUGUGCAAAAUAGCCUGAAGUGGUAAAUACGCCGUGGAUAAAUAAGGUGUCCACUCACUUAAGAGGAUCGCUCUUUUCACUUUAUAAGUGACAGCAGCUUAACAGCUAUGAACUGGAACAAGGGGGGUUCGGGCGGCAAGCGAGGCUUUGGAUUUGGAGGGUUCUCCCUUUCUUCGAGUGGGAAGAAAGAGGAACCUCGAGGACCUCCGAAGGCCCACUCUGCAUUUGGAGGGUCAGGAUCAUCUGGUGGAUAUGGCAAGAAUCAGCAGCUUUCGUCAUUCUACAAAAUUGGAACAAAGCGAGCCAAUUUCGACGAGGAGAAUGCAUAUUUUGAGGAUGACGAAGAGGAGUCUAGCAGCAUAGAUUUGCCAUAUAUACCAGCAGAGAACUCUCCCACAAGGCAGCAGUUCAAAUCUGGUGGUGGAGGAGGAGGAGGCUCAGACAGUGAGGAUGACCCACUUGAUGCCUUUAUGGCUGAGGUGGAGGACCAAGCAGCAAAGGACAUGAAGAAACUGGAGGAGAAAGAAAAAGAGAAAAAGUUGGCCAAGGGUAUACGAGAUGACAUUGAAGAGGAAGAUGACCAAGAAGCAUAUUUUCGGUACAUGGCAGAGAACCCUACAGCUGGGCUGUCCCAAGAGGAAGAAGAGGAAGAAGUGGACUAUGACAGUGAUGGGAACCCCAUUGCCCCCACUACCAAAAAGAUUAUCUUGCCCCUACCCCCCAUUGACCAUUCUGAGAUUGACUAUCCUCCCUUUGAGAAGAACUUCUAUAUUGAGCAUGAAGAACUCGGCAGCUUGACUGGUAUACAAGUGGUGGAACUGAGGCAGAAACUUAACCUGAAAGUAUCAGGUGCAGCCCCACCGAAACCAGCCACCAGUUUUGCCCACUUUGGUUUAGACGAGCAGCUCAUGCACCAGAUCCGUAAAUCAGAGUACACUCAACCCACACCCAUCCAGUGCCAGGGUGUUCCCAUAGCUUUGAGUGGCAGAGAUAUGAUUGGCAUAGCCAAAACUGGCAGCGGAAAGACUGCAGCUUUUAUUUGGCCAAUACUGGUGCACAUCAUGGACCAGAAAGAGCUGGAACCAGGAGAGGGACCCAUUGCUGUGAUUGUCUGCCCAACUAGAGAGCUCUGUCAACAGAUCCAUGCUGAAUGCAAGCGCUUUGGGAAGGUAUAUGGCCUGCGUUCAGUGGCAGUGUAUGGAGGAGGCAGCAUGUGGGAACAAGCCAAAGCUCUACAAGAAGGAGCAGAAAUUGUUGUCUGCACCCCGGGACGUCUAAUCGAUCAUGUGAAGAAGAAGGCUACAUCUCUGCAGCGAGUGACCUACCUGGUAUUUGACGAGGCUGAUCGCAUGUUUGACAUGGGCUUUGAGUAUCAAGUGAGAUCCAUUGCCAGUCAUGUCAGACCUGAUAGACAGACUCUGCUAUUCAGUGCAACAUUUCGGAAGAAAAUCGAGAAGUUGGCACGAGACAUUUUGGUCGAUCCGAUCCGGGUUGUGCAGGGAGACAUAGGAGAGGCUAAUGAAGAUGUUACUCAGAUCGUGGAGAUACUGCAGACUGGGCAGGAGAAGUGGGGUUGGCUGACACGCAGGCUGGUGGAGUUCACCUCAGCUGGCUCUGUACUGAUCUUUGUCACUAAGAAGGCCAACUGCGACGAGCUGGCUACAAAUUUGACUCAGGAAGGUUAUAGCCUUGGACUGCUCCACGGAGACAUGGAUCAGAGCGAGAGGAACAAGGUCAUUACUGACUUCAAGAAGAAGAAUCUGCCUGUAUUGGUAGCUACUGAUGUAGCUGCUCGUGGAUUGGAUAUUCCAUCUAUCCGUACAGUUGUUAACUACGACGUAGCACGGGACAUUGAUACACAUACACAUCGAAUUGGUAGAACAGGUCGUGCAGGGGAGAAGGGUGUGGCUUACACUCUGCUCACCAAUAAAGACACUUCAUUUGCUGGUGACCUGGUUCGCAAUCUAGAGGGAGCCAAUCAGAGUGUUUCAAAGGUGCUGAUGGAUCUGGCAAUGCAGAAUCCAUGGUUCAGGAAAUCACGCUUUAAGGGAGGGAAAGGGAAGAAGCUUAAUAUCGGAGGUGGAGGCUUGGGUUACAGAGAGAGACCUGGUCUUGGAUCUGAAACCUCUGAGCGCAGUGGUGGUAGUGCUCUUGGAAACUAUGAAGCUUUCAAACCCCCCACUGGAGCCAUGGGAGACCGCAUGUCUGCCCUGAGACAAGCAUUUCAGGCUCAGUAUAAAAACCGCUUUGUGGCAGCAUCUGGUGUCGCUCCCAAACUCACCACAAAGUCCAGCAGCUCCUCUGGAUGGACCAGUGCAGGAAGUCUGAGUUCUCUGCCUUCAGGAGCACCUGAAGGGCCUGACAGACCCCACUUACCCUACUCAGCAGCAUCAUCCUCACCCUCUUCCUCCAUGGCGCCGCCACCUCCUGCCCUUAGCACUGGGACCAAAAUGAGCGGCUUCAGCAGCGCAGGCUCUCUGAGCUCUAUAUCAGACUCUUACUCCAGCUCUUCCUCAAAAGAGGGCUCACGAAGUGAAAAGAAUACUGAUGACAGGGGUCGUCAUGGAGAUCAUUAUCGUCAUGGUGAGAGGCACAGUGGGGGAGAUCGCGAUCGCCACGGGGAAAGGGACCGCCAUGGAGACAGAGACCGCCAUAGUGACCGAGAUCGUCAUGCCGAUAGCCGAAAUGGUGAAGGAAGUCAUAGGGACAGAGAGAGUCGAUCAGAAAGAGAUGUGGGGGAGAGGUCAGUGACUAAUAAAGACAGCUUUGCUGUUCCUGAUCCCCCCAAACGUAAAAAAAGCAGAUGGGACAAUUAAGUGUACAGGAUAGAAGCAGUCAAGUGUUCUUAGAUAGAAGACACAGCUUAACCAUUCUCCCUAGCAGUGUCUUUAUUUGUCUGCUUGUCUUUUUGUCUAUUUGUGAGGUGAAGCUGUAUUAAGGGUGCUUUAGGGCACACAGCCACAAUGUCAUUCUUGCCGUUCUGCAAAUCCAUCCAAGGCAGGCUGCUUUAGCUAUGUAAAGCUGUGAAUUGAUAAGAUAUGUAACCGAUUGCAUCUUGAAACAACGGCCAAACAUCUGAACGUUGUCUUAAAAUGUAGAUGUACUUGCUCAAUGGCACACUAGUGAUUUUUCUUUUUAUAUACUUCUGAAGAAAUUAAUAGGAUAAGAAAAAUGUUGAUUGUCUGUGUAACUGAGAAAUUUAAUAAUAACUGCAAAUUUUGAUUUCAGAACAUCCGAGUUAUGAUUUGUGAAUAUCUAUUUUACGACUUUGAGGUUAUCUGGUGUAAUGUGUGCUAUAACAUGCUUGAAACACCACCAGUUUUCUAAGUUAAAUGUCUGUCAGUAAGUUUGUCUGAUUUUUAUUCCGUUCAUACUCUUUUUAUAUUUUCAUUUCAAACAUUUACCAUUAGAAAUUUUGUUUUUUGUCAUGAAAGAUAAAAACUGUCCAAUAUGUCUCUGUUGCCCUGCAUAUAAUAUAGGUCAAGUUAAUUACAUUUCAUUUAGCACAUCUAUACACCCAUUUUGAUCACAGUAAGAAUUUGAAUGGGGAGAAAACAUUCAUGAGUCUACAAUAAAAUCAAUGCUAUAUGUUAAGAGGCCAGUAAAAAUAAGGGCCACUAAAUUACUCCAUUUAGCAGUCUCUUGUGAUGUUUACUGUUGAUGUUAGGACAACCUUACAAUCAAAACCUGGCUUUAGGAAACAUGUUAAUCUUUAUUCUAGGUUGCAAUUCUGUAUGUGGCCAUGUUUCUGAAUUAAUAAUAAUAAUAAAAAGCAUCGGAGGGUAUU